Molecule: messenger RNA, 5853 nt
Organism: Bombina bombina (fire-bellied toad)
Lineage: Eukaryota; Metazoa; Chordata; Amphibia; Anura; Bombinatoridae
Gene: MYH15
Product: myosin heavy chain 15
Cellular component (GO): myosin complex
Molecular function (GO): ATP binding; cytoskeletal motor activity; actin filament binding
Source: RefSeq, a predicted model, not a curated record
AUGAUGGACAUGUCGGAUUUCGGGGAGGCAGCUCCCUUCCUUAGAAAAAGUGAUAAGGAGUUGAUGUUGCGACAGACAGUGGCCUUUGAUGGAAAGAAGAAAUGUUGGACAGAUGAGAAGGAAGCUUAUGUGGAAGCCGAAAUCAAAGAGUCUGCUGGUGGCAAAGUCACUGUUGAGACUGCAGGUGAAAGAAUACUGAAUAAUAUUUUUCUUUGUGUUAAGACGGUUGUCGUAAAGGAGGAUGAUGCCCAGCCGAUGAACCCUCCAAAGUUUGACAUGAUUGAAGAUAUGGCCAUGUUAACACAUUUGAAUGAGGCAUCUGUGUUGUCUAAUCUACGUAAACGCUAUUCCAACUGGAUGAUCUAUACGUACUCAGGCCUCUUUUGCGUGACUUUGAAUCCAUAUAAAUGGCUUCCAGUUUAUAAACCUGAAGUAGUCUCUGCCUAUAGGGGCAAAAGGCGUUCAGAAGCACCUCCUCAUAUCUUCUCCAUUGCUGAUAAUGCUUAUCAUGACAUGUUACGCAAUCGGGAAAAUCAAUCAAUGUUGAUCACUGGUGAAUCUGGAGCUGGCAAGACUGUGAACACGAAACGUGUUAUUCAGUACUUUGCCACUGUUGCUGCUGUUGGUGAUCAUACUGGGAAAAAGAAUCAGCAACUUGCUACGAAGACUGGGGGAACACUGGAGGACCAAAUUAUUCAGGCAAACCCAGCUCUGGAAGCAUUUGGAAAUGCCAAAACACUAAGAAAUGACAACUCCUCUCGUUUUGGUAAAUUUAUAAGAAUUCACUUUGGUACCACUGGCAAGUUAUCUUCAGCUGACAUAGAGAUUUAUUUACUGGAAAAAUCCAGAGUAAUUUUCCAGCAGCCUGGUGAAAGAAGUUACCACAUUUUUUACCAGAUUACUACUGGGAAGAAGAGUGAGCUGCAAGAUAUGUUGCUUGUGAGCACAAACCCGUAUGAUUUUCACUUCAGCUCUCAAGGUGCUGUUACAGUAGAAAAUUUAGAUGAUGGUGAAGAAUUAAUGGCAACAGAUGAAGCUUUUGAUAUAUUGGGGUUUCUUUCUGAGGAAAAGUUUGGCGCUUUCAAGCUGACAGGUUCAAUAAUGCAUUUUGGCAAUAUGAAAUUUAAGCAAAAACAAAGAGAAGAACAAGCGGAGCCAGAUGGUACUGAAAAUACGGAUAAGGCUGCUUAUCUGAUGGGCAUCAGUUCUUCUGACCUUGUAAAGGGCCUUAUGCAUCCUCGAGUAAAAGUUGGCAAUGAGUAUGUGACCAAAGGUCAAACAGUAGAACAGGUAGUUUAUUCAGUUGGGGCAUUAGCCAAAGGUGUAUAUGAUAGAAUGUUUAAAUGGCUGGUGGUCCGGAUUAACAAAACUCUGGAUACAAAACUCCCAAGGCAGUUCUUCAUUGGUGUCCUGGAUAUUGCUGGAUUUGAAAUUUUUGAUUAUAACAGCUUUGAACAACUUUGCAUCAAUUUUACAAAUGAAAAACUGCAACAGUUUUUCAACCACCACAUGUUUGUCUUGGAACAAGAAGAAUAUAAGAAAGAAGGUAUUGAAUGGGAAUUUAUUGAUUUUGGACUGGACUUGCAAGCUUGUAUUGAUCUGAUUGAAAAGCCAAUGGGAAUUUUGUCAAUUCUGGAGGAGGAGUGCAUGUUCCCUAAGGCUACCGACAUGACUUUCAAAUCCAAGCUUUAUGACAACCAUCUUGGAAAAUCACCUAAUUUCCAAAAACCUAGACCUGACAAGAAAAGGAAAUGUGAAGCGCAUUUUGAACUUGCGCACUAUGCUGGUGUGGUCCCAUAUAACAUUGUUGGCUGGCUGGAAAAGAAUAAAGAUCCACUUAAUGAAACAGUUGUUGGUCUCUUCCAAAAAUCUUCCAACAAACUUCUUGCGUGCCUGUUUGAAAACUAUAUCUGUUCAGAUAGUGGUGAUCCUCCGAAUCAGGGAACUGAGAAGAAACGGAAGAAAGGUGCUUCAUUUCAGACUGUGUCAUCAAUGCAUAAAGAAAAUCUUAAUAAGCUAAUGACAAAUCUUAGGGCCACGGCCCCUCAUUUUGUGCGCUGCAUCAUUCCUAAUGAAACUAAGACGCCAGGUGCAAUGGACCCUUAUCUGGUUCUUCAUCAACUACGCUGUAAUGGUGUCCUUGAGGGAAUUCGUAUUUGCCGCAAAGGAUUUCCAAACAGAGUGCUGUACGCUGACUUCAAGCAGAGGUAUCGAAUUUUGAACCCAACUGCUAUUCCUGAAGACAAGUUUGUUGACAGCAGAAAAGCAUCUGAAAAGCUAAUGGGUACCUUAGACAUUGACCACAGUCAGUAUCGCUUCGGCCAUACCAAGGUAUUUUUUAAAGCUGGUCUGCUGGGUCAUCUGGAGGAAAUGAGAGAUGAAAGAUUAGCUAAAAUUCUUACACUAAUUCAAGCAAGAGCUAGGGGAAAACUAAUGAGAAUUGAAUUCCAAAAGAUUGUCGAAAGAAGGGAUGCACUGCUGAUUAUCCAAUGGAACAUUCGUGCCUUCAUGACUGUCAAGAAUUGGCCUUGGAUGAAGCUUUUCUUCAAGAUUAAGCCUUUGCUGAAAUCUGCAGAAACUGAAAAGGAAAUGGCAAACAUGAAGGAAGAAUUCUUACAACUAAAAGAAGCUUUGGAAAAAUCUGAAGCCAGGAGAAAAGAACUUGAGGAAAAACAAGUUUCUUUGGUGCAGGAAAAAAAUGAUCUGACUCUCCAGUUGCAAGCAGAACAAGACACUUUAGCUGAUGCUGAAGAACGAUGUGACUUGCUAAUUAAAUCAAAGAUCCAAAUGGAAUCUAAAAUCAAAGACCUUACCGAACGCAUAGAAGAUGAGGAAGAAAUGAACUCAGAACUGUCAGCUAAAAAAAGGAAACUGGAAGAUGAGUGCUCCGAACUAAAAAAAGAUAUCGAUGACCUUGAGAUUACUUUAGCAAAAGCAGAAAAAGAAAAACAUGCAACUGAAAACAAGGUCAAAAACUUAACUGAAGAAAUGGCAUCGCUUGAUGAAACCAUUAAUAAAUUGACAAAAGAGAAAAAAGCUUUACAAGAAGCCCAUCAGCAGACCUUGGAUGAUCUUCAGGCAGAGGAAGACAAAGUCAAUUCUCUGACCAAACUGAAAACAAAACUUGAACAGCAAGUAGAUGAUUUGGAAGGAUCUUUGGAACAAGAAAAAAAAGUGAGAAUGGAUUUGGAAAGGGCGAAACGUAAGCUAGAAGGAGACCUGAAGCUUACACAAGAGAGCCUAAUGGAUUCAGAAAAUGAUAAACAGCAAAUAGAGGAAAAAUUAAAGAAGAAAGACUUUGAAAUCAAUCAGCUGACUUCCAAAAUGGAAGAUGAGCAGUCAAUUGUGGCCCAGCUUCAAAAGAAGAUAAAGGAGCUGCAAGCCCGGAUAGAAGAGUUAGAAGAAGAACUAGAAGCAGAAAGAGCAGCACGUGCAAAGAUAGAAAAGCAGAGAUCUGAUUUAUCUAGAGAACUGGAAGAAUUGAGUGAAAGGCUUGAAGAAGCUGGAGGAGCCUCAUCAGCCCAAAUAGAAAUGAACAAGAAGCGAGAGGCUGAAUACCUAAAACUGCGCCGAGAUCUUGAGGAAGCAACUCUGCAUCAUGAGGCCACGGCAGCAGCCCUUAGAAAGAAACAUGCAGACAGUGUCGCAGAGCUGAGUGAGCAAAUUGACAAUCUGCAAAGGGUUAAACAGAAACUGGAAAAAGAAAAGAGUGAACUUAAACUAGAAGCAGAUGAUCUGUCAUCCAACAUGGAACAGUUAGUGAAAGCUAAGGGAAUAUCAGAAAAACUUUGCCGCACAUAUGAAGACCAACUAAAUGAAACUAAAGCUAAACUGGACGAGACAACUCGCCAAGCCAAUGACCUCACCUCCCAAAAAGGAAGGUUUCAAACUGAAAAUGGAGAACUGACAAGGCUUCUUGAAGAGAAAGAAUCAUUAAUAAGUCAGUUGUCUCGAGGGAAAUCUUCUUUCACUCAACAAAUUGAAGAACUUAGAAGACAACUUGAUGAGGAGACAAAGGCCAAAAAUGCACUAGCCCAUGCACUGCAGUCUGCCAGACAUGACUGUGAUCUCCUCCGUGAACAAUAUGAUGAAGAGCAAGAGGCUAAAGCUGAGCUACAAAGAGGGCUGUCCAAGGGAAAUGCUGAAGUUGCACUUUGGAGAACCAAAUAUGAAACAGAUGCUAUUCAGAGGACAGAAGAACUAGAAGAAGCAAAGAAAAAGCUAGCAGCACGCCUUCAGGAGGCAGAAGAAGCAGUUGAGGCAGCUAAUGCAAAGUGUGCGUCUCUUGAAAAAACAAAGCAUCGCUUGCAGAGUGAGCUGGAGGACAUGAUGGUUGACUUAGAAAGGUCAAAUGCAGCAGCUGCUGCCAUGGACAAGAAACAGAGAAACUUUGAUAAAUUUAUUGCUGAUUGGAAGCAGAAGUAUGAGGAAGCCCAGGCAGAGCUUGAGUCCUCACAAAAGGAGGCACGAAACCUUAGCACAGAACUGUUUAAACUAAAGAAUGCCUAUGAAGAAGUCCUGGAUAAUUUGGAGACUGUAAAAAGAGAAAACAAAAAUCUGCAAGAGGAAAUUUCUGAUUUGACUGACCAAAUAAGUGAAGGAAACAAGAACCUUCAUGAAAUAGAAAAAGUAAAGAAGCAGGUAGAGCAAGAGAAGUCAGAGGUGCAGAUGGCACUGGAGGAAGCAGAGGGUGCAUUGGAACAUGAAGAAAGCAAAACCCUGCGUUUCCAACUAGAGCUGUCUCAGAUCAAAGCAGAAUUUGAAAGAAAACUUGCGGAAAAAGAUGAAGAGACUGAAAAUAUAAGGAGAAACCAGCAGCGUAUAAUUGACUCUCUUCAAUCCACAUUGGACGCAGAAACAAAGAGUAGAAACGAGGCUCUUCGAAUAAAGAAAAAGAUGGAAGGAGAUCUAAAUGAAAUGGAAAUCCAGCUGAGCCAUUCUACUCGGCAGGCUACAGAAGCGACUAAAUCAAUGCGUUCUCUACAGGCCCAAAUCAAGGACCUGCAAAUUCAGUUGGAUGAUACUAUGCACUUGGCUGAGGAUUUGAAGGAACAAUCAGCUGUUAGUGACAGAAGAAGCAAUCUCCUCCAGACUGAAGUUGAGGAACUCAGGGCAGCAUUGGACCAGACGGAACGUACACGUAAGCUGGCAGAGCAUGAACUUUUGGAAGCUACAGAAAGAGUCAACCUCCUCCAUUCUCAGAAUACAAGUCUCAUUAACCAGAAGAAGAAGCUGGAGAGUGACAUCUCUCACAUGCAGAGUGAAGUAGAGGAAGCCAUACAGGAAUGCAGAAACGCCGAAGACAAAGCAAAGAAAGCCAUAACUGAUGCUGCCAUGAUGGCAGAGGAACUUAAAAAAGAACAAGAUACCAGUGCCCACCUUGAGAGGAUGAAAAAGAACAUGGAACAGACGAUCAAGGAUCUCCAGAAGAGACUGGAUGAAGCAGAACAAAUUGCCCUCAAAGGAGGCAAAAAGCAAAUUCAGAAGUUAGAAUCCAGGGUGCGGGAACUAGAAAAUGAACUAGAAGUAGAGCAGCGUCGGAAUGCUGAGUCACUGAAAGGAGUUCGAAAAUUUGAAAGGCGCAUCAAGGAGCUAAGCUAUCAGUCUGAAGAAGACAGGAAGAAUCUGAUCCGGAUGCAAGAUUUGACUGAUAAAUUGCAGCUUAAAGUGAAAAGUUACAAGCAUCAAGCUGAGGAAGCUGAGGAACAAGCCAAUCAGUACUUGACAAAAUAUAAAAAACUGCAGCAUGAGCUUGAUGAUGCUCAGGAGAGGGCUGACAUAGCCGAAUCUCAAGUAAACAAGCUACGGAGCAAAACAAGAGAUGUUAGUGGAAAGGUCCGUGAAGAGGAGUGA